Molecule: messenger RNA, 1440 nt
Organism: Penicillium alfredii
Lineage: Eukaryota; Fungi; Ascomycota; Eurotiomycetes; Eurotiales; Aspergillaceae
Exons: 5
Coding region: 1-1440 (479 amino acids)
Source: RefSeq, a predicted model, not a curated record
AUGAUGACUGCCGGAAUGCCUUGGAUCCCUGUGGCAAGCAUCCAGCCUGCAUCAUUCGUGGAUUUGGACAUGUACUGGUUCACGAUGCCGGCGACAAAAGACCCAAAUGUCAGGAACAGCUGGAUCGACCCAACACAGAAUCCUCGGAGGGGAGCCGGACAGAUCUCAGACUCGUAUUGUCCCACGCUAUCAAUUAUCAAGGCGUCUCUUCUCGAGGAUCCCGCCGCUGUUGAGAAAAGCAGGAAUUUAGUCACUGGGCUGAAGCUGACGGAUGGCCAGACGGUUCGAGCCAAGUACUUCAUCGAAGCCUCGUACGAGGGCGACUUUCUCACCGCUGCAGGCAUCUCCACGGCAAUCGGACGCGAACCAUCAACCCAGUACAAUGAGAGUCUCGCCGGAGUUCGAGCAGAUACACGAUACACACAGUUCGACGUGCCCGUCGACCCGUACCGCAUCCCUGGAGAUCCCUCGAGCGGUCUCAUAGAUGGGAUCUCGUCCGAGCCGUUUGGUGAACCGGGCAGCGGAGAUCAACACCUGGCAGCGUACUCGUACCGUCUGCUACUGGCCGAUGUCGAAGACAAUAAGAUGCCUCUGUAUAAGCCGGAGUGCUAUGACCCGUCACAAUACGAGCUCCAUCGCCGCUAUCUACAGGCGGGCGGAACACUCUACACGCCCCGACUCAAAGGGAUUCCGAAUCGCAAGACUGACCUCAUUGGAUCCAAAGCUGUGCUAGCGACUGAUCUGAUUGGAAUGAAUGAUGACUGGCCGAUGGCAAAUGCCUAUGCCCGACAAAAGAUCCUGGAUGAAACGGCCACUUUCACCAAGGGUUUGAUAUGGUUUCUUGCCAAUGAUGAAACAGUUCCUUCAGAUGUCCGCCACGAAUGGUCUCGAUUCGGAUACUGCCUCGACGAAUUCCGCGACAACAACCACCUCCCGCGCCAGCUGUACAUCCGCGACGCGCGCAGAAUGGUCGCCGACUAUGUGGUCACGCAGCACACAGCCUCGGAACACAACGGCGAAGAGCUCGACCCCUAUCCCGUGGCCAUUGCCUACUGGCCCACAGACACGCACUGCGCGCGGCGCGUAGUCCGGGACGGGGUGGCUCACAAUGAAGGAUUCGUUUUCAAGGACAAGCACCGGUGGCGACCCUUUGGCAUCUCGCGUCGCGAACUCACUCCGCGCAGGGCGGAGGCUACGAAUGUCUUGACGGCUACUUGUCCUAGCUCAUCUCAUGUUGGAUAUGGGGCUGUGCGCAUCAAGCACCAGUUCUAUGAGCUGGGUCAGGCAUGUGGGAAUGCGUGCGAUAUUGCAUUGGCUCAUUUGGAUACCCGGAUGUCUGUACAGGAUGUUCCGUAUGAUAUCCUCCGUGCCAGGCUGCUUGACCAGGGCGCUGUUCUCGAUGUUCAUUCAGUGAGGAAGCCGGAUUUCAGUCUUGUUUAG